Molecule: messenger RNA, 4265 nt
Organism: Betta splendens (Siamese fighting fish)
Lineage: Eukaryota; Metazoa; Chordata; Actinopteri; Anabantiformes; Osphronemidae
Product: protein NLRC3-like
Exons: 12
Coding region: 461-3934 (1157 amino acids)
Molecular function (GO): protein binding
Source: RefSeq, a predicted model, not a curated record
GUAAGAAGCGGGGGCGUGUCUGCUUCGCUCUGACGUACAGGUGCAGACGCUCAGAGACGCAGACAGACGAGAUAGUUAGUCUUUGAAAACACAGCAGCAGUGCGGAGGAGUAAAAGCUCAACCAAAGUAUCGAUGUUUUUGUCGCAGUAUCGAUCGAUAUCAAUACUAGCGUUGGUAUCGAUAUUAUCGAUAUUAGGAUCGAUCCGUCCACACCUGCGGUUCAGUUAUUGGUCGUUUUUGUUUGCGGAGUUCAUCCUUUCAUCGCGACAAAAGCGAAAGUAACCAAACAUAAGUUCAGAACCGAAGAAACUACAAACUACUAGAAGAAGAGACUCUGGAGAGAGCAUCAGUAGAACACAUUUACACCCUUCAAGGGAGAAAGACAGGUUCCUUUUGUAGUACUCGCAUCUUCUUCCUGUGACCAAAAGUACAAAGUCUGUGUGGUAGAAAGUGUGAAUUCAUGAGUCAGUGUGAGGACAGAGAGGAGGGAGCCCUGCCCUCAAAAACCAGUCUGUGUGAAGACCAUGAGAGCCAGAACAAAGCUCAGAGGUUUCAUCAGAGACAAAAAUCUGCUGUACUUGGACGUGAACCUGAACCUGAACCCAGCUGCAUGUCCUUCCAGAGCGAUGAGUCAAAGGACAUUAUUGUUCAUUUUAAAGACCAACAUGCAUUAGAAUCAAAAGUGGACCAGCAGAGCUCAGAGGUUCCCAGUGCUCAGUCUGUCCAGCAGCACCAAACACACGUGGACUCCAUAUUUAUGCUGCUGGAGCAAAACAUUGUCACAUUUGUGAAGGAGGAGCUGAAGAAGAUCCAGAAGGGUCUGAGUCCAGAUUACCCAGAAUGCUUAGAGAGUCUAAGGGAGGAUGAGGAGGAGUUGGAUGGUGAGAAUGAAGAGCAGAGGAGGAGCAGCAAAGACGCGUUUCUGAAGAUCACAGUGAACUUCCUGAGGAGGAUGAAGCAGGAGGAGCUGGCUGACUGUCUGCAGAGCAGAUCUUCUGCUGCACUUUGUCAGGAUCAACUUAAAUCUCGCCUGAAGCAGAAGUUCCAGUGUGUGUUUGAAGGCAUCGCUAAAGCAGGAAAGCUAACCCUUCUGAACCAGAUCUACACAGAGCUCUACCUCACAGAGGGAGGGACAGGAGAGGUCAACGCUGAACAUGAGGUCAGACAGAUUGAAACAGCCUCCAGGAAACCAGACAGAGCAGAAACAAGCAUCAGACCAGAAGACGUCUUUAAAGGCUCAGCUGGAAGAGAUGGAGCCAUCAGAACAGUGAUGACAAAGGGAGUGGCUGGCAUUGGGAAAACAGUCCUAACACAGAAGUUCACUCUGGACUGGGCUGAAAACAAAGCCAACCAGGACAUACACUUCACAUUUCCAUUCACCUUCAGAGAGCUGAAUGUGCUGAAAGAGCAAAAGUUCAGCUUGGUGGAACUUGUUCAUUACUUCUUCAGUGAAACCAAAGCAGCAGGAAUCUGCAGGUUUGAACACUUCCAGGUUGUUUUCAUCUUGGACGGUCUGGAUGAGUGUCGACUUCCUCUGGACUUCAACAAGACUAAAACCCUGACUGAUGUCACAGAGUCCACCUCAGUGGAUGUGCUGCUGACAAACCUGAUCAGGGGGAACCUGCUUCCCUCUGCUCGCCUCUGGAUCACCACACGACCUGCAGCAGCCAAUCAGAUCCCUCCUGUGUGUGUUGACAUGGUGACGGAGGUCAGAGGGUUCACUGACCCACAGAAGGAGGAGUACUUCAGGAAGAGGUUCAGAGAUGAGCAGCAGGCCACAACAAUCAUCUCCCACAUCAAGACGUCACGAAGCCUCCACAUCAUGUGCCACAUCCCAGUCUUCUGCUGGAUCACUGCUACGGUUCUGGAGGAUCUGCUGGAAACCAGAGAGGGAAGAGAGCUGCCCAAGAACCUGACGGAGAUGUACAUCCACUUCCUGGUGGUUCAGACCAAAGUGAAGAACAUCAAGUAUGAUGGAGGAGCAGAGACAGAUUCACACUGGAAUAAGAAGAGCAGGAAGAUGAUUAAGUCUCUGGGAAAACUGGCUUUUGAGCAGCUGCAGAAAGGAAACCUGAUCUUCUAUGAGUCAGACCUGACAGAGUGUGGCAUCGAUGUCAGAGCAGCCUCAGUUUAUUCAGGAGUGUUCACACAGGUGUUUAAAGAGGAAAAAGGGCUGUAUAAGGACAAGGUGUUCUGCUUCGUCCAUCUGAGUGUUCAGGAGUUUCUGGCUGCUCUUCAUGUCCAUCUGACCUUCAUCAAGUCUGGAGUCAGUCUUUUGUCAGAACAACAAUCAGCACCACAGUUAUCUGUGAUUAAACAUAUGAUGAUGCAACCUUUUAUGAUGAAACAUGAACAUACACCGUUCUACCACGUUGCUGUGGACAAGGCUUUAGAGAGUCCAAAUGGACACCUCGACCUGGUCCUCCGCUUCCUCCUGGGAUUUUCUCUUGUGAAAAAUCAGACAUUCUUACAAGGUUUGAUGACACGAAUGAGAAGUAAUUUACAAACCAAUCAGGAAACAGUUCAGUACAUCAAGAAGAAAAUCACAGAGUUUCCUUCUGCAGAGAAAAGCAUCAACCUCUUCCACUGUCUGAAUGAGCUGAAUGAUUGUUCUCUAGUAGAGGAGAUCCAAGACUAUCUGAAAUCAGGAAGUCUCUCCACAGAUAAACUGUCUCCUGCCCAGUGGUCAGCUCUGGUUUUCAUCUUAUUGUCUUCAGCAAAUGAUCUUGAAGUAUUUGAGCUGAAUAAAUUCUUUGCUUCAGAAGAGGCUCUUCUGAUGUUGCUGCCUGUGGUCAAAGCUUCCAACACAGCUCUACUGAGUAGCUGUAACCUGUCAGAGAGAAGCUGUGAAGCUCUGUCCUCAGUUCUGAGCUCUCAGUCCUUGAGUCUGAGAGAACUGGACCUGAGUAACAACAACCUGCAGGAUUCAGGAGUGAAUGUUCUGUGUGCUGGACUGAAGCGUCCUCACUGUCGACUGGAGACUCUCAGGCUGAGUGUGUGUGACCUGUCAGAGAGAAGCUGUGAAGCUCUGUCCUCAGUUCUCAGCUCUCAGUCCUCUAGUCUGAGAGAACUGGACCUGAGUAACAACAACCUGCAGGAUUCAGGAGUGAAGGUUCUGUGUGCUGGACUGAAGAGUCCUCACUGUCGACUGGAGACUCUCAGGCUGUCAGGCUGUCUGCUCUCAGAGGAAGCUUGUGUCUCUCUGGCCUCAGCUCUGAGCUCCAACCCCUCCCAUCUGAGAGAGCUGGACCUGAGCUACAAUCAUCCAGGAGACUCAGGAGUGGAGCUGCUGUCUGCUGGAGUCAAGGAUCCACACUGGAGACUGGACACUCUCAGGGUGGAGCCUGGUGGAGUCCAAUGGUUGAGACCAGGUCUGAGCAAGUAUUUCUGUCAACUCACCAUCGACACAAACACAGUGAACAGGAGACUACGACUGUCUGACAACAACAGGAAGGUGACACAUGUGGAGGAGGAUCAGUCAUAUCCUGAUCAUCCAGACAGAUUUGACUGGUAUCAGCUGCUGUGUAGUAAUGGUUUGACUGGUCGCUGUUAUUGGGAGGUUGAGUGGAGAGGAGGAGUUGAAAUAUCAAUAAGUUACAGAGGAAUCAGAAGGAAAGGACACAGUAUGGACUGUGUGUUUGGAUUCAAUGAUCAGUCCUGGAGACUGUACUGCUCUAAAGGUGGUUAUGCUGUCAAACACAAUAACAUAGAAACAUCCAUCUCCUCCUCUUUGUCUGACAGAGUAUCAGUGUAUGUGGACUGUCCUGCUGGUUCUCUGUCCUUCUACAGAGUCUCCUCUGACAAACUGAUCCACCUUCACACCUUCAACACCACAUUCACUGAACCUCUUUAUCAUGGGUUUGGGUUUGGGUUUGGAUUUGGGUUUAUAUUCUCUUCUCAUGGUUCCUCAGUGUCUCUGUGUGAUGUGUCGUAGUGAGAGUUUGAUCCUGUCAGAGAAGCGUUGUCACUGUGGAACAUAGUUCAGUCUGUUCAUGUCUGUCUUGUUGUCAUGUCAGAUAGAUGUAAUAAAUGAAAACAAACUAUAGCUAUGGUGGCUGAGCUUGUUCUGUUCUAAGUGAGAGUAUGCGAUUUGAUUGGACCAGACAGACAUUCCUCCUGCCCAAAGGGACAAAAAGGCAGAAGCAACGUAAGGAUUGUGUGAUCUUUGCAUUACACCUCUGGUGUAUGUCCUGAUCUCCCCAGCUGGAUUUUGAUUUUCUUUUCCCAUUAUCUGUCAUUUUCCUCUGAUAUUAAAAUAAAUUGCA